AUGCGGUCUUAUAUCCUCCCAACCCUGCUCCUCGCAGGAAUAACCCACACCCAACCAACAAAACGCGCCCUCCCCCCCGCCUUCAUCCUAGCCGGAGACUCGACCACCGCCUCAGGCGGCGGCUGGGGCGACGCCUUCGUAUCCUCUCUAUCCUCCUCCUCAACAGGAACAAACUUCGGCCACAGCGGCGCAACAACAGCCUCCUUCCGCUCAGGCGGGGACUGGGACUCCGUCCUCUCGGCCGUCUCCGAGAGUGCAGGCUCAUACACGCCCUACGUGACCAUCCAGUUCGGGCACAACGACCAGAAAACAGACGAGGGGUUAGCUGUGUUUAAGGACAACCUUGUGCAGUUUGACGCGGAUGUGAGGGAUGCCGGUGGGAUUCCGAUUUUCCUCACCUCGCUGACGAGGCGCACAUUUGGGAGUGAUGGGACGGUUACGGAUGAUUUGGCGAAUGUGCGGGAGUUGACGGAGGAGGCGGCGGAGGAGACGGGGGCAUUGAUUGGGGAUUUGAAUACCAAGUCGAGGGAGUAUGUCCAGGCCAUUGGGCAGGAGAAUGCGGAUUCGUAUAACUUGAGUGAGGAUGAUAGGACGCAUUUGAAUGAGGCUGGGGGUGUGGUGUUUGCGGGGAUUGUGGGGAUUGUGCUGAAGGAGUUGGAGGCGAGUUUUGAUGAGUUUAUUAACGUCGAUGCGGAGUUGGUUGCGGCUGUUGAGGCCGGGGAGUAUUAUUCUCCUCAGUGA
This is a messenger RNA of Aspergillus puulaauensis, 741 nucleotides long. RefSeq names its product rhamnogalacturonan acetylesterase. NCBI's taxonomy places the organism in Eukaryota, Fungi, Ascomycota, Eurotiomycetes, Eurotiales, Aspergillaceae. Gene Ontology annotation, molecular function: hydrolase activity. The record is from RefSeq and is a predicted model, not a curated record. The transcript has a single exon. Bases 1 to 741 code for a protein of 246 amino acids.